CUAUUCCUCCCACUGACACCAAUGAUGGGGCACUAUUUCCCCCCCACUGACACCAACGAUGGGGCACUAUUCCUCCCCCCACUGACACCAACGAUGGGGCACUAUUCCUCCCCCCACUGACACCAACGAUGGGACACUAUUCCUCCCCCCACUGACACCAACGAUGGGGCACUAUUCCUCCCCCACUGACACCAAUGAUGGGGCACUACUCCCCCCCACACUGACAUCAAUGAUGGGGCACUAUUCCUCCCACACUGACAUCAAUGAUGGGGCACUAUACCUCACCAUGACACUAAUGAUGGGGCACCAUUCCUCCCACUGACACCAAUGAU
This is a messenger RNA of Staurois parvus, 332 nucleotides long. The record is from the annotation of a GenBank genome assembly. NCBI's taxonomy places the organism in Eukaryota, Metazoa, Chordata, Amphibia, Anura, Ranidae.